Microthlaspi erraticum is the source of this 1191-nucleotide messenger RNA. The record is from the annotation of a GenBank genome assembly. Lineage: Eukaryota; Viridiplantae; Streptophyta; Magnoliopsida; Brassicales; Brassicaceae.
AUGAAACGUUUGAAGCAGCAGCUCUACUCAGAUCAUAUACCAGUUGAUCUACUUAUCGAAAUAUUCUCUCGACUCCCUAGAAAGUCUAUAGAUAGGAUUCAUUGCAUAUCGAAAUCCUUGGGGUACAUACUCCGUCGUCCUGAUUUCACAGAGCUGUUUCUGACCAAGUCGUCCACUCGUCCACGCCUCCUUUUAACCGUGAAAGCUGAUGGCAAUUUAUUAUUCUACUCUUCACCUCAGCCUCAAAAUCCAGAUGAUAACUCUACUCUUGUAGCCACACGUUAUCAUACGUCUUUUCCAGAAUCCUUUUCAUCUUCUUACUGUUGUUCUACGGUCUGUGGAUUGGCCCUCCUUUACGAAGUUGGAAAAAGAAACGUGAGGGUGAUUUGUAACCCUAUCACGGGAGAGUUCCUAACCUUACCCACGGUGCUUCGAAAAGACAAAACCUUAGCCCAAGUGAAAGCUAAGGGUUUCAAGAAAGCGAAAGCUGCGGUUUCAGGAACCUGUCUUGGCGGCUAUGAUCCGAUCAGCAAACAGUUAAAAGAAUUGUGUGUGAUCUCUUCACGUGGUGGAGGACCCAAUACUCAUCAGGUUUUGACAUUGGAGUCUGGAAAACCUUUGUGGAGAAGGAUCGAAUGCGAGUUUCAUUUUAAGGCGAGAUGUAUGUCUGAUCACAUAUGCAUAAAUGGUGUUUUGUAUUUCAGGGCUAAGUUGGGAAAAUCUUCUGUGGUAGUUUUUUUCAAUGUUAUGUCUGAGAAAUUCGGCUUUAUUAACUUCGAUAAAGACGUGAGAGGAGAGGAUGAUGAUGGUUAUGAUCGAGAUGAUGGUCGUUUGGCUUUGUUCAACUACAAAGGUAAAUUAGGUUUACGUGAGGGACCAGCUUAUGGGAGUACAAAACAUGAACUUGUGUUGUGGGUGCUAGAAGAUGCUGCAAAUCACAAAUGGUCCAAGCUGACUUACGAAUUGCCUCGUUUUCUCAGAAGUGAACAAUUUGUUGGAAUGAGUACUGGUACAGGUGACAUCUUGUUCCUGCCGUUCCCGUGCUUCCAAUCAAAGAUUGACUGUCUUUACUUCUACAAUCUCCAGAGGAAAACGGUUGCAAGAGUCAAUAUUCAGGGAUUUGAAGAUUUAAUUUUUUGUAGUUUUUUUGACAUCUUUCUAGACUACGUGGAAAAUUUCCAGUUUAAGUAG